AAUAUGACAACGAUUUGUUGAUCAAUAUUGUCGUGAAAUGUUUUAUAGAGCUUAAAUUAAAAUGUCCAAUUAUAAAACUCAAAGCAUUUGUUAUCUCCGAAUACAAUAUAAAUGCUUCUUUUUCAUAUGAGUACUGUGCUCUAUAUAUGAAAUGAUGAAGUUUUCAUUUCAACACAGAGCCUUUUAUUGUUACCUUGGUAUGAGUGUGUGGAUAUUUUUCCUGAUCACUGUUGUGUAUAAAUAUAUGUCAGUUGGGGAAGAAACAGUUGCCCUGAAGGUUACACAAAAUGAGUAUGUAUCAAAAACUGACUCAAAAUAUAGGAAACUAUUUCUCCGUGCAUGUAAUCCACCAGACAGCAUUGUUAGAGGAUCCGAAGCUGCUGUGGACACUGACACAUGGUUAUUGCAAGGGGUGUUGGUUGUGACCAGACAUGGAGACCGUGGCCCCCUUACACAUCUCAGGGGAGGUGAUAAAUUACCAUGCGAUAUGGUGCCUGUGUCUCCAAUGCUCAAAAGUUACGAAGAGUUUGUGUUGAAUGCAAGUGCGUCUGGUCGAGCGUGGUGGGUCGCGGGUCCGGGGCCCUUCCACAACUUCCCCUCCCUGCCUCGAGCCACCGCCACGCACUGCGCGCUCGGUCAGCUCACGCCGACUGGUGUUUUGCAGAUGAUAACCGUUGGUAAUAUACUCAGAGAGGCGUAUGGUGAUAAAUUAGGCUCGGAAUACAUGGAUUUGACAGGAAAACGUGAAACAGGCGGGCUGGUGCUGAGCACGCGCUACCGGCGCACGUUCCAGUCGGCGCAGGCGCUGGCGUGGGGCGCCACGCGGGCGGCGGGCGCGGCGCGCGAGGCGCACAGCGUCGCCUUCUGCUUCCGCCACUGCGCCUGCGCCGCGCUGCACAAGCUGGACAAAAAAAUAAGUUUGCAAGCGAAAAGUCGCCUGGAAUCUCAUCCAGCGGUCAAGGAAUUGAUCAAUAAACUGUCCAAAGUUUUAUUCGAAUCUCAAGAGUACAUAGACGCCGACGUGGUCAGAGACGCGCUCUUAGCGUACAUGUGUCACGACGCGCCGUUACCGUGCACGGAGAAACUCAGUAGAUUGAAACCGAAGCGGUCACUUGCGAAGGGAAAGAGGAAAUUGCGCUCUGAGAGCCUCCCAAACAGACACCUGUUAGAUGUCGAUAUAGAUACACUGAAUAUGGAAUUGGAUUACAUAAACAAUCAACUCGAUUUCAACAACGAGAUCGGGAGAAAAGCAAGAGAUAUUAUCGGGAGGUACGAUAAACAAAAGCCCCCCCUGGAUUUCGACGCCCAAAUGGAGAGAGAGAAGCUACUUUACUAUCAACAGAGAUACAUGGACAAUGCAGACUCUUACGAUGACGUAGUUAUCGUUAAGAAGAAUUUAGACGCAGAUUUCAAUUUUCCAAACGACGCUCGAGAAACUGACUUCGAUGAAGAUUACAAGGAACCAACGCCUGAAAGCAAGGAGGAGUUUUGCAUUAAGAAGGAACACGUCAUGUCCGUUUUCGCUUAUCUCGAAUGGAAUUACAAACAAGAAGUUAAGAACAUCCAUAACAGACGACGAGGCCUCUUGAUAGCGUACGGCUUGAUACACAAUAUCGUGCAGAACAUGAUAAGAAUUAUAUCAGAGAACAAACCCAAGUUCGUACUGUACUCGGGUCACGAUAAAACGUUGCAAGCUUUAAUAUUAGCGCUAGGCCUCAAUAGUUACCAGCACUACAACAUACAGUACGCAUCGAGAAUGAUAUUCGAAGUAUACAGGAAGAAGGAUCUACGUGACGAGUUCAAGUUCACUAAAAGAAAAGCCGUCGCCCAAGAUUUUUACUUUCGCGUCGUCUACAACGGCGAUGACGUCACAAAUAAACUGAGUCUCUGUAGGAGCCGUCAGAAUAUUGUGAUGAAAGUAAACGAUCCCAUCGAUGACGUCAAAACGUAUAAUACAUAUCUGUGUCCAAUUGAAAAUAUCGUUCGUUUUAUACACGAUGACUUUUUUUCAGGUUUUAAUGUUAGUAAUUUUAAAGACGCAUGCGCCACGUACGGUAGUUCGAAGCAUGUUUGAAGACACCGUAGAUUUUGUAACGUUUUUAUUUAUCUACAAUUAAUCAUAUCAUCUAAAAUUUUAUAUUUAAGAUAAUAGUGAAA
Vanessa tameamea is the source of this 2157-nucleotide messenger RNA. RefSeq lists its product as uncharacterized. The record is from RefSeq and is a predicted model, not a curated record. Bases 152 to 2074 code for a protein of 640 amino acids. NCBI's taxonomy places the organism in Eukaryota, Metazoa, Arthropoda, Insecta, Lepidoptera, Nymphalidae. Gene Ontology annotation, cellular component: Golgi apparatus. The transcript has 7 exons. Gene Ontology annotation, biological process: dephosphorylation; glycosaminoglycan biosynthetic process; chondroitin sulfate proteoglycan biosynthetic process. Gene Ontology annotation, molecular function: phosphatase activity.